Messenger RNA from Striga asiatica, 540 nucleotides. The record is from the annotation of a GenBank genome assembly. NCBI's taxonomy places the organism in Eukaryota, Viridiplantae, Streptophyta, Magnoliopsida, Lamiales, Orobanchaceae.
AUGGCUGACAUAAGAGAGAGCUCGCCAGCCAAUACUGACCCGGCAACAAUGGUAGCCAGGAGCUGUGAGUUUGAACCUGGUGACUCUUUGUUUGCACCUUUUACACCGAGCAGAUUUAGGCAAGCAGAUUGUGAUGCCAACUGGGUACCACCUCCAACUGUGCCAACCUGUUACGUCACAAUAUCUGGCUUUCAGAAUAUGACUCCAUGCACAAAGCAUGGUGACAGAGACGUGAAGGUCCUUGCCGCCAUUGACAGCCUCCAUCAUGGUUAUACAGUGAGAGCUUUCAAUGUUUUGAGCUGGAUCUUGCCCUGUGGCUAUGAAAAUUGCAGAGACUAUGUUGGCUGCAUGCGCAUUGAAUCCACCAAGGGCCCCGGCUAUGGCAGACCCCGUAAGGUUCUUGAGCAUGUUAAGCUCAACGAGAGCUGGAACAGUGGUUUUCAAAACCUUAGUGACGACAUCACCAGAUAUAAUGGCUUCGCACACGACAGACUUUCCACGGCCCUCAAUCCAGUUGACGGCAGCUGGUUUUUUGUCUGA